Messenger RNA from Zingiber officinale, 1443 nucleotides. Its product is annotated as formate dehydrogenase, mitochondrial. NCBI's taxonomy places the organism in Eukaryota, Viridiplantae, Streptophyta, Magnoliopsida, Zingiberales, Zingiberaceae. The transcript has 6 exons. The coding region runs from base 89 to 1240 and encodes 383 amino acids. The record is from RefSeq and is a predicted model, not a curated record. Gene Ontology annotation, cellular component: chloroplast; mitochondrion. Gene Ontology annotation, molecular function: oxidoreductase activity, acting on the CH-OH group of donors, NAD or NADP as acceptor; NAD binding; formate dehydrogenase (NAD+) activity.
CCGUCCCGGGGGUCCGUCGGGAUUAGGAGAUUUUAAAAGCUUUCGUCUCCUUCAAUUUGGUUUCUGAUUCCUCGAUUUGAUUAGGGUUAUGGCGAUGUUGAGGGCGGCGAAGCAUGCGAUGAGAGCGCUGGGAUCGAGGGCUCCGGAUGCGUCGCCUUUCGCUAGGAUGCUCCAUGCUUCUACUGGGAGCAAGAAGAUAGUCGGAGUAUUCUAUAAAGCCAACGAGUAUGCAUCAAUGAAUCCCAAGUUUGUUGGUUGCGUGGAAGGAUCCUUAGGCAUCCGGGACUGGCUUGAAUCUCAAGGCCACCAAUAUAUUGUCACUGACGAUAAAGAAGGCCCGAAUUGUGAACUUGAGAAACAUAUUCCUGAUAUGCAUGUUCUUAUAACAACCCCAUUUCAUCCGGCAUAUGUUACUGAAGAGAGGAUAAAGAAGGCCAAAAACUUGCAACUUCUUCUGACUGCUGGAAUUGGCUCAGAUCACAUUGAUCUGAAAGCUGCAGCUGCAGCUGGAUUGACAGUUGCAGAAGUCACUGGGAGCAAUACAGUCUCUGUUGCAGAGGACGAGCUGAUGCGAAUCCUUAUCCUUGUUCGGAACUUCUUACCUGGAUAUCAUCAGGUGAUUAAUGGUGACUGGAAUGUUGCAGCUAUUGCCUACAGGGCUUAUGAUCUUGAAGGCAAGACUGUCGGAACUGUUGGUGCUGGCCGCAUAGGGAAGCUUCUGCUCCAGCGUUUGAAGCCUUUCAACUGCAAUUUGCUCUAUCAUGACCGCCUCAAGAUGGAACCUGACUUAGAGAAAGAGAUCGGGGCUAAGUUUGAGGAAGAUCUUGAUAAAAUGCUUCCCAAGUGUGACGUUAUUGUUAUAAACACUCCUCUUACAGAGAAAACCAGAGGAUUGUUUAACAAGGAAAGAAUCGGAAAGCUGAAGAAAGGAGUCCUUAUUGUGAAUAAUGCUCGAGGUGCAAUCAUGGACACUCAAGCAGUAGCAGAUGCUUGUUCCAGUGGGCACAUUGCUGGUUACAGUGGCGAUGUUUGGAAUCCGCAGCCAGCUCCCAAGGAUCAUCCAUGGAGGUACAUGCCAAACCAUGCCAUGACACCCCAUAUUUCUGGCACUACUAUUGACGGUCAACUGAGAUACGCAGCUGGAACCAAGGACAUGCUGGAUAGAUACUUCAAGGGACAAGACUUCCCAGCCCAAAACUACAUUGUCAAGGAAGGAAAGCUAGCGAGCCAAUACCAGUGAAAAUAAAACUCCCAAUGCCGGACAGUCUGUUCUCGGCCUUUUUUCUGAAAAUAAAUCCCUAUGGAUGAAUCUGUUUGUCAUCUUAAAAAUGUUUAUCUGGGAAUCUUGUGAAACCUUCAUGAAUUCAUGUUCGCUAUUAACGCGGCUGCUUGUGUUUGCAAUUCAAAACUAUGAGCUUCUAAUUUAUGCUCUUGCUUGUGAAA